UUGAAAAAUGCAUCCGCUCAAAAUUAAAAUAAUAAUUGGUUUGAUUGUUUUCUUUGAGAUGGAUCCGCAUGAACCACUACUUUUAGAUUAUCAAUGUAGGUCAGUCAAUAAAUUGCCGGCCAAAACACAAAAGGGGCCCUUUACUUUAAUUAUUCCGACCUUAAAGAACCACUUAAAUAAGGACCCAAUAACACAAAGUUCUUUGGUUUUAGUAUAAAAAGGUGGUUGGAUUUUGGUCAGAGCAUCAGUUGAUCCAACACUACUUAUCAACCAAACUACCCAGUUUUACCUACUACAAUAGUUCAAACAAUAUAGAAAAAAAAAUGGCUUUUAAGUACUUGAUUUUGUGCUCUGUCCUCGUCUACGUCCAAGCUGGCUACUUGGCUCCAGCACUCAGCUACGAAGCAGCUCCGGCUCUAGCUUACAGCGCUCCAAUUUCCUACUCAGCUCCAGCAAUCACGUCGCAGUCGUCCAACAUUUACAGAUCGCCAGGCAAUCUUGGACAAAUUUCCACUUACUCGAAAAGCAUCGACACUCCGUUUAGUAGCGUCAGGAAGGCUGAUGUCAGGAUUUCGAAUCCUGGAUUGAAGAUUUCCAGUGCUUACGGUGUUCCAGCUGUGGCUUAUGGUGCUCCUGCUGCUGCUGCUUACCACGGGCCUCUUUUGGGUGUCGCUUACUCUGCGGCUCCGGCUGUUGCUCACGUUGCCUUUGAUUCUGGUGUUACUCAUUAUGCUUUUUGAUUUUAAUGAAGUUUUUUGUGUAUGCUUAUGUUAAUUUAUUAUUAAUAAAGUUUUUGAUUUAGACA
This is a messenger RNA of Ceutorhynchus assimilis (cabbage seed weevil), 805 nucleotides long. The record is from the annotation of a GenBank genome assembly. NCBI's taxonomy places the organism in Eukaryota, Metazoa, Arthropoda, Insecta, Coleoptera, Curculionidae.